UCAGACCAAUAACAGUGUGCUAUACAUAUUUUUGUAUUAAUACUGUCUAUUAAUGACAGUAACCCCCCCCCCUCACUCUGACUACAGUAUGAACUCAUUACAUUGUCUCUUUUAGUUCUUAAACAAUUAACUAGUUUACUCCUUUAAUUCAUACAUUGAGACAGCUCAUUACAUGUACACAUGAGACAUUUUAAGGUAGUGUAUCACAUGUCAUAUGAGUCAUGGACAAGUACACUAAACCUCAUAAAUGUUCAGAAGAUAAUUAUAAUCAAUUAUAUUAUGAAUGAAAAUAUAAAAAAAACAUACAAAAUAUUUGUUUCUCAAAUUACACAUAAAGUGAAGAGACAUUAGGUCUAUAGAAGAGACAGAUGGAGCUCAUCCGUCUGUGACUACAGCCUCUCCCUUAUAUAUAUAUAUAAAAAGGAGAAGUUAUAAAUAGCUUUGUACACUGGAUCCCACUCAACUCUUUAGAAAUUACUGUAUGUCAUGCCAAAUCUAGGCUAAACUCUUCUUACUCUGUGCACUGCAUGGUGCUUUAUUUUAGGCUCUACUUAUGCCACCAAGCUGCUUCAGAGGUGUGGUGUCAGCAUAAGAAUCAGUCUUAAGUAUACGUGUAUCUUCAUUAUACAUUGCUUGAAUGCUGAAACAGGUCUUUAACAGUGCUCUUACAUACUGUAAGUAUUAAACUGAAGACAGAAGACACAAAUCUUUGUUUUUUUUAAUUCAGUGCUGACAGAGUACAGGUUAACAGAGAAAGUAACUUCACAGUUGACCUUUUAAUUAACAAGAAGAAUACUUGUUCUGUGUGCAGAAAAGCAAGUGUAAUCAAGAAACUGUGAACUUUUUUUGUGAAAGAAAUAAUUCAGCUAAUGAAUCAUAAGCUCUGAAACUUCUUCCUAAUACUCAAGAGAUUUGCUAUCUGAUCUGUAAGAAAAGUGCUAACAGCUGCAGUAAAUCCUGUAACACAGUUAAACCGAAAUGUCUUACUUACCAGAGGUGCUUUUAUUUGUCAAAGCAGGCGCAGAUGGUAAACGCUAUGGUGCUUGUCCUUUUUGCCAACGCAUAUUCAUGAUUCUUAUGGUAAAGGCUAGAGUUCAAAAAUUGAAGUUCAAGGUAGCUACAGUAAACCUUGCCAAACCACCUGAAGAAUUCAAAAAGUUUGGACUACGUCGAGUACCAGCAAUUGUGCAUGCAGAAAACUCCAUUGAUAGUGUUGAUGAUAUCUUACAGUACCUUGAUGAUACAUUUCCUGAGAAUGAACUGAGCUACAAUAACCCUGAAGCAGAAAAGUCAUGUAAGGAUAUUUUUCAGAAAUUCUGCUUUUUUAUAAAGGAAGUAUCCAAAAAUAGCAGUCAUCUUAUGUCAGAGUUAAAAAAGCUUAAUGAAUUUCUUCUUUCUAAUGAAACUAGUUUUCUUUGUGGCAAUAACAUUUCUCACCUGGACUGUGAAGUUCUACCAAAGCUACAUCAUAUUCGUAUAGCUUCCAUGUGUCUAAAGCAGUUUGAGAUUUCUUUGGAUUUAAAGGGACUAUGGCGUUAUUAAAAAGCUUACACCAAUGAUAUCUUCAUCAAGACUUGUCCUUCAGACCAAGAAAUCAGCCUACACUGGGCAGACAAACCUGAAACUCCAAACUUCACAAUGGAACAGCAUGCACAAAUUACUAAAGAAGAAGCACGGUAUAGCUUAAGUGUACCUCCUGGAAUUUAAGAAGUAACGAAUGGCACAAUGUUCUUUGUAUAUGUUGGAAAUGUUUGCUUCUAAUAUACACAUAUAUUUAUUAACAAUAUUUAUCAAUGUUGACUUGACUAACUUAUUUUCUUUAAAUUCUGUUUGUGUCACUUGGUAUGUAGAAAAGUUUACAUGCUACUAGACGCUGAAGCUGGCUUUUAAUAUUAAAUUAACAUACGAGUCAAGGAAAAAAAAAUAUGCUAAACUGUAAGAUUAUAAGACAGUUUAUAUUUACAUUUUCUUAUUAAAACUAUAUUAAAAGACCAUGUCUUAAAGUAUCAAACUUAAAGCUCCAUGCUAAGAAUGUUCAAUAACUAUAAAUAACUGUGAUAAUUACAAAAACAAUUAUUUAGUACAAAAGUAUGUACUGUACCUGAUACGACCCUUGUGGCUAUAUUCCACCAAUAAAUGGCACGUUUGGUAUAAAACAAGGUUUUUUUACUACCAUUGUGUUUAAUAACCUAGAAUUUUAGGUUUUAAAAGCAUCUGGUUACAAAAGUGAUAUCUUUAUAAGCAUCACUCUACAAGUUAUUUUCUUAUUGGAAUUUUCUGUAAGGCUAUUCUUCAAUGGAAUUUUAUCAUAAUCUAAAAUGAUCUAUUUUGGCAAAUUCUUCCAAAAUGUAUUGAGGCCUAUAGUGUACAAAUGCAGCAUUAAUAUUUAUGCUUUUUAAUGAUUUGGAAAUUUUUAUAUAAACUCUUAAACAUGCUUAAGACAUUACUAUUUAUUGUUACAUCUAUUUUGCUGAGUAGAUUAAUCCAUACAAAUUACAGAUAAAAAAUUCAAAACUGCAUAAACUUAAAGAUCAAUGAAAAUAAGGCCUACCUCUUUUUUCAUUUAUCAAUGUUAUAUUAACACAUUAAAAUAUACACAUGUUGAUUUUCUGAAAAAUACUGGGCUUAUAUUA
Molecule: messenger RNA, 2633 nt
Organism: Limulus polyphemus (Atlantic horseshoe crab)
Lineage: Eukaryota; Metazoa; Arthropoda; Merostomata; Xiphosura; Limulidae
Product: chloride intracellular channel exl-1-like
Biological process (GO): chloride transport
Cellular component (GO): cytoplasm; apical plasma membrane
Molecular function (GO): chloride channel activity
Source: RefSeq, a predicted model, not a curated record